Messenger RNA from Notodromas monacha, 2545 nucleotides. NCBI's taxonomy places the organism in Eukaryota, Metazoa, Arthropoda, Ostracoda, Podocopida, Cyprididae. The record is from the annotation of a GenBank genome assembly.
UCUGCAGGUUGUAUUAGCCGGGUGUUGUUCAGCCCUGGUGUAGUGGAGGACCUGAACCCGAUCGGAAGCAAUUCCUACGGGGUGACCACGUGCGAGACUUGCGCCCAGAACCCGUGUCUCAACGGGGGUCUGUGCCAGGAGGCGCAUUCUGCGGAGGGUUACGCGUGCAUUUGCCCCAGCGGCUAUUCGGGUACGAACUGCCAGGAGCUGGGAGAAGUUUGCUACGCAGGGGCCUGCGGCGGCGGACGAUGUGUGCAAAGUCAGGGCGGAUACGAAUGCAUGUGUCCCUUUGGCAAAACCGGGAAACGAUGCGAAAAGGAGAUCAAUAUCCUGGAACCAGCAUUUUCGGAGGACGCCUUUGCCGCGUAUCCGACACCGAAAGCCGUGGCGAAAUUGGACGUGGAAAUGCGGCUGAAGCCCGAGACCAUUGACGACAGCAUCUUGAUCUACUGCGCACAGGCCAAUGAUGGCGAAGGCGACUUCACUUCACUGGCAAUCAGGGACAAGCACUUGGAAUUCAUGUUCGACGCUGGCUCCGGACCAGCCGUGAUUCGGUCUGAGCGGGAAAUCCGCGUCGGGGAAUGGAUCAACGUGACAAUGUGGCGGGAUGCUCAGAAGGCUCACUUGAAAAUCAAUGAGGAUAAACCCGUUCAUGGCCGCAGUCCUGGAUCAGCACGUGGACUCAAUCUCCAAACCCCGUUCUACUUGGGUGGCACUGAUCCGCAGCGAAUCAGAGUGAACCGAAUCGUGGGAGUGAAACGGGGAUUCAAGGGUUGCGUUUCAUCGCUCAAGUUGCAAAACCGUAAACUGAAUCUGCUGGCGGAACACACGGAUUCUGCCAAUGUAGAGGAUUGUUCGUCGGCUGCUCCUUGCCAACGAGAUCCUUGCGGCAGAAACGGAGUUUGCACAGAUUUCGGCGAUGGCCAGUUUUCUUGCACUUGCGAGACAGGUUUCACUGGGAAGUUGUGCGAAAAUGAACCCACUGCGUGCAACACUCGGAAACCGUGCAAAAACGGUGGCAAGUGCAGAGAAAGCCCUGGGAAUGAAUACGAGUGCUUGUGCCUAAUGGGCUAUGGAGGAAAAGACUGCGAGAAAACCGUGACUGUCGAAACUGAGGCAUACAUUGCCAAGUCUGGAUACAUUGAACUUCCUCGGUCAAUGUUGCCUCACCAUUCUGAAGAUUUGCCAGAAAAAGUCGCCUUUAAAAUCACCACCACUGAUCGGAAUGGAUUAUUGUUCUUCCACGGUCCACCUGAAACCAUGGACGGCGCAGGAAUGGAUCAUUUCACGAUUGCUCUUGUCGACGGCUAUGUAACAGUGAGUUAUGAACUUGGCAAUGGACCAGCGAGCAUCAAAUGGGACAAAUACCCCAUCUCUGACGGGGUUCAGCACCGGGUCCUGGUCGUACGAACCGGGAAAACAGCCACUGUUCAGGUCGACGAAAGCAACGUGGCCUACGGAGAAGCUGGCGGCAUUCUGCGGCGGCUCAAUGCCGCCGGAAACAUCUACAUCGGUGGUGCUCCUGCACUUCGUCGCAUGACAGGAGGCGCUCACAGCGUCGGGUUGUCUGCGUGCAUCAAAGAGCUGCAAAUUGGGGAAACAAAACCAGUAAAUUUUGCAAAAAUGGCUGUACAAGGCAUUGCCGUCGGCAAAUGCGAUGACGAGAUGUGGCAACCGAGGGCAAAUUGAAGACGGUGACACCAGUGGAAAGUAAGUUGGCACUUUGGCGCGAGAGGCUUUUUUUUCUGUAAAGACUUCGUGUCUUGAGAAUGACAGGAAUUUUUUUUCUCGUUUCGUUUCUGGAAUGAGUGUUGGUCUAUCGAUGAUGAUAUCCAUGUCUUCGAGCGCUCACACUCGACGAUUUCGGAAUAUUGAUUCCCGGUGAUAUUUCUGUUAGCUAGUGAACUCAAAGGUUCAUGCGUAAAUGACAUUUACUUAAUUGGGUCGGUGUAAGGACGUGUGCCAAACUUUAAUUUAUCUUUGUUAUGGCGGGGCAAGAAUUCUACUUGAACUUUAAAAAAAAUAUCGAGAUGUUCGUUUUAAUUUCCGUGUGUGAUUCUUGUCGACGAACGAGUCAUAUCCCAGUGGGUCUUUUGUGUCUCUGUCGUACUUUUGAGAUAGCGUUUUUAGAAGUUUUUGUGUCCACAUAGUGCUGUUUUAUUUCUCAUGGGUGGACGAGGAGAGAAAGACCCGUGGAUGCAUUUCGAGAAACUCUUAAUAAUUCAACACUGCCAAGAUUGUUUCAGCAAAAUUUCAGCAGUUUUUAGACUCGAAGAAUCAUGUUCGUGUUUUUUUCAAAGGAAUUUUGUGUUUGACACAAGACCCAUUUUACCGCAUUGUUGUAUUAUGGAACGGAAUUCUAGAGUGCGUGCAUAUCUUCGAAGUGUGAGCGAUUAAGUGUCUUGUGCAGUAUUUUUUCUGCUUUCUGUUCAACGAUGUUACUUUUUUUUUUCGAAAAGCGUUACAUUAUCGGAUUCCUGUUGUCGAACCACUUCGUUUCAGAUUCAGUAUUGAAUAAAUGAUUUGUCGUGGGUGGGUUUGGAAA